UCAAUAUCGAGCCUUUAUUAUACACGAGGUCGAAGUUGAAUGACUAUUUAAAUGCUAUUAAACUAAGAUCUCUGAAUUCAGUAAUACAGUGUCGUCAGCCAGCACAAAAUAGUGACUAACAUAUUUAAGACUCGUCUCGUGUAGAGUAAGAACUUGAACUGUCAGAGACAGAACUGAGCUGUAAAUCUAGGCAUUUUAACUCUAGUUGAAAUGAUUUCGUGUAUAGAUAGUAUCUUAUUGUUUUAGGCUGAAAUACCAUAACACUUAAAAUAUAGAAACAUACGGUUACGGUCGCUAAACAAACACUAGCCUGAAGCGGAAACGGUAGUGCGCGCUCUAGCAACGCGAGAACGCGCGCGUACGGGAAGUCGGGAGACGGAAGAAAGGACACCGAAGCUAAAUUCGUCAACUUUUAUCCGACGGUUGAUAAUAUAAUGUUAUAAAGUCGAGAUUUAUUUUCACCACCGAUUUAGUGCGCUAAACCAAAGCUUCCCCCAGCCCGCGUUGACGUAUAGUCAUCGCUCUAUCAUUUCUCCACACGAGCCGGUGACUCCGCCAGUUUUCAAACGGCACGUUUCCUUCCUUCAACCCGGCCACAAAGUCACUUUUUUGUAGUACGGCAUUUUAAACGACACAAAGUACAUUUGAAAUAUACCAGCACACACUCAGCUUCGUGGCUAAAAGUUUAUCGUUGUGGGGGAAAGUUGGUGACCGAGGCCUAGGCGACCGACGAGGGUUACAUGUGUGAAGACCACGGCCGAGAAAGCACUUCCCUAAAAGACACACAAACAUGUCGGCACAGGCUCAAAUGCGAGCGAUGCUGGACCAGCUCAUGGGAACCGGGAGAGACGGAGACACCAUGAGACAGAGGAUCAAAUUCUCAGAUGAGCGGGUGUGCAAAAGUCAUCUUUUGGAUUCCUGCCCUCAUGACAUUCUUUCUGGCACUAGAAUGGACCUGGGAGAGUGUGUAAAAGUCCAUGAUUUAGCCCUAAGGGCAGACUUCGAGAUUGCCUCCAAGGAACAGGAGUACUUCUUUGAGCUUGAUGCUGCGGAGCACCUUCAGUCUUUCAUUGCUGACUGUGAUCGCCGAACCGAGCUGGCUAAAAAGAGAUUAGCAGAGACGCAAGAGGAAAUCAGCGCUGAAGUCACAGCAAAGGCUGAACGUGUACACGAGCUGAAUGAGGAGAUUGGAAAGCUGCUCGCAAGUGCGGAGCAGCUCGGAGGUGAGGGCAAUGUAGACGAGGCCCAGAAGUUGCUGGAAAAGGUGGAGACGACCCGUACCAUGAAGGAAGAAGCAGAGGAUAUUUACAGAAACUCGAUGCCAGCUUCCAGUUUCCAGCAGCAAAAACUGCGUGUGUGCGAAGUGUGCUCUGCUUACUUGGGUCUCCAUGACAACGAUCGGCGUCUUGCUGACCACUUCGGGGGCAAACUUCACCUGGGGUUUAUUGAAAUUCGCGAGAAACUUGAAAAGCUGAGGAAAGCAGUUGUGGAGAAACAAGAAAAAUUGCGAACAAGACGCAGAGAGGAACGUGAACGAGAUGACGAACGGGAUAGGCAGUGGGAAUUGGAACGUGAAAGGGAGCGAGAACGGGAGCGAGAGAGAGAGUGGGAGCGAGAACGAGAGCGGGAACGCAGGAGGUCGCGAUCCAGAAGUGGAGACCGAUACAGGGAUGGAGGCAGUUCGUCUUCCCACCGUUCAAGACGCCACCGCUCAUCUCGUUCUAGAGAGGAGGGCGGGGACCGCGAUCGAGAACGAGAGAGGAGGCAUCGACACAAGGACAGACACCGCUCCCACUCUCACUCUCACAGGCACAAAAGAAAGAGGUCCUCCAGAGAAAGAUCAUCGCACACCCGCGACUUGGAGCUCUCACUCCCCAAGGAACGGAGUCAGGAGCAAGCCUUGGAGGAAUGGGGUGACAGCAGGACGGAGUACAGAGACUGGGAGGACCGGGAGAGGUCCACCUCUCCAGACAUGGCUAGGGAGAGGGAACGGGAGCGAUCUUUGUCCUUAGAGAGGGACCGACAUUCCAGUUCUGAGGAGCGAGAGUCGGGAGAGAUUUGAAGAGGACAAAACAAGCUUGGCGGAACACGUCUCUUGAUGUCAAAUUAUUGUGAAUAGAGACAUUGGUUCAUAUUCAAAGUGGCAUGUGUACAUUUAACAGGGUGGAACGUUACAUUGGGAAUGAGGGGAUGUUGUCAAUUCAACAGGCAAGAGCAACUUUUAUGUGACUUCACGUGAAGUUCAUUUUUAUUUCAACAGUUAUUUUGACAAUGAGGAGGGGUGUGUUUUAAAUUUGCUUACAAGUGCUUCUUUUGUACAAAAAAAAAUCAUUGUAUCAUUAGUUUAAACGUUUUCUUUUUAAGUUUCAGUAGGAAUGGGCUCGUUUGUACAGGGUUUGGGAAAGUGCAUAACCACUGCAGUCAAUUUGGGUCGUGGAGAAAAACUGAAGGUAAGUUGAGUUGUCCUUUUGUUCACCUUCUUUAGUUGUUUGGAAAAACUGGCAUUUAAUUGGGCAUUAAUUUAAAAUACAAAUUCUUAUAAGUUCAUAAGUUUCUGUAACUUCACUAGUCAUCAAAACUGUCACAGCUCAGUAACAAGCAUGUUUGCCAUGUUUACAUCUAAGGUUGAUGAGGGGGCUUAUACUUUGCUGUGCUGCCAUAAAGUGUAAUAAAGUUUCUGCUUAAUAAGAAA
Corythoichthys intestinalis (scribbled pipefish) is the source of this 2692-nucleotide messenger RNA. RefSeq names its product LUC7 domain-containing protein. The record is from RefSeq and is a predicted model, not a curated record. Bases 791 to 2062 code for a protein of 423 amino acids. Gene Ontology annotation, molecular function: mRNA binding. Lineage: Eukaryota; Metazoa; Chordata; Actinopteri; Syngnathiformes; Syngnathidae. The transcript is spliced from 10 exons. Gene Ontology annotation, biological process: mRNA splice site recognition. Gene Ontology annotation, cellular component: U2-type prespliceosome; U1 snRNP.